Melospiza melodia melodia is the source of this 1107-nucleotide messenger RNA. Its product is annotated as olfactory receptor 14J1-like. Gene Ontology annotation, cellular component: membrane. The annotation marks the transcript as partial. Lineage: Eukaryota; Metazoa; Chordata; Aves; Passeriformes; Passerellidae. The record is from RefSeq and is a predicted model, not a curated record. Gene Ontology annotation, molecular function: odorant binding; G protein-coupled receptor activity; olfactory receptor activity. The transcript has 3 exons. Gene Ontology annotation, biological process: G protein-coupled receptor signaling pathway.
GCUGCACAGCUCUUUAUGGUUUUGUUUUUCAUUUCUACAGAAUUUUCUCUCCUGACCAUCAUGUGCUACGACCGCUACGUGUCCAUCUGCAAACCCCUGCACUACAGGACCCUCCUGGGCAGCAGAGCUUGUGCCCACAUGGCAGCAGCUGCCUGGGCCAGUGCCUUUCUCAAUGCUCUCAUGCACACAGCCAAUACAUUUUCCCUGCCCCUGUGCCAUGGCAAAGUUGUGGGCCAGUUCUUCUGUGAGGUGCCCCAGAUCCUCAAGCUCUCCUGCUCACACUCCAACUUCAGAAAAAUUUGGAUUUCAUUGCUUGGUGUCUGUUUAGGUUUUAGUUGUUUUGUGUUCAUUGUUUACUCCUAUGUGCAGAUCUUCAGGGCCGUGCUAAGGAUCCCCUCUGAGCAGGGACGGCACAAAGCCUUUUCCACCUGCCUCCCUCAGCUGGUCGUGGUCUCUCUGUUUCUCAGCACUGCUACAUUUGCCUACUUGAAGCCCUCCUCCAUCUCCUCCCCAUCCCUGGAUCUGGCCGUGUCAGUUCUGUACUCGGUGGUGCCUCCAGCCCUGAACCCCCUCAUCUACAGCCUGAGGAACCAGGAUCUCAAGCUGUCGCGCACCCCCCGCUCCACGGAAGGAGAGACCGGCCACCGGGGCCGCUGCUACAGAGGCAACCUGUCCGGGAUGGUCCGAGCUCAAACAAACAGCCGUUUCCAGGCAGUCUCUGACGCCGACACAGAGGACAGAGUCUCCGACAGCGGCAGAACUGCUGGGGCAGCCCCGGGACAACCUGAAACACUCGGGGAGGGAAUCACACUGGGUGUAGUAGCGGCCGCGGGCUGCUCCGAGGGUCCCGCGGUGAGGAGGCCAGUGGAAACGGCGGGGGGGCCGGAGGGGCUGGAGAGAACUCCUCCUCCGCUGAGCCAGAAGCUGGAGACGUGUCGUCGUCACCUAGCAACUCAGCAGGCACAGGAAGCGCUGUUUCUGCAUUCUCAGACGCAGGCGGGGAAGCUGGUAAGGCCAUGGGCGGGACUGCCUGGAGAGGCGGAGACGGGAUCGCCCGGAGUGGCGGCCGCGCCGGCGGGGCGGGUCUUGGAGGCGGACGCGGGGUGA